Messenger RNA from Engraulis encrasicolus (European anchovy), 1610 nucleotides. It is a transcript of the gene iglon5, whose product is annotated as IgLON family member 5. The coding region runs from base 607 to 1581 and encodes 324 amino acids. The record is from RefSeq and is a predicted model, not a curated record. The transcript has 7 exons. Lineage: Eukaryota; Metazoa; Chordata; Actinopteri; Clupeiformes; Engraulidae.
GUACUGAGUGCAACCCGUACCUUUAGACAAAAGGCACUACACUCACUGGACGAGGACAGCAAACUAAAUGAGCAGGCUUUCUCUCUCACCCUGAGAGAGCCAUUUCACAAAGAAGAAGUUGUUUUACAGCUCUGUUUUCAGUGUUCUAAAGAGGGGGGAAAUCCUCUAUGUGCAAUUAUUGAUCCUGUCAGAUCACGCCGUGGAAAUACUUGUGUUUGUGUAUACCGGGAUUUCAGUGUCCUUUGGCAGCCCUUCAUCGGGUCUUAAAAACACCAGCUGGCAGUGCCGUGUUGUGGGUGUCUUCUCCUCUUCUUCUUCUUCUUCUUCUUCUUCAUCACUCCUUUUUUGGAAGAGGGUCAUUAAGGGGUGACAGAACAAGGGUACAGUCGCAUCUUGCCAGAGACGGAUCUCACACGAUUAUUGGAUGUGUUUGUGAUAAUAACCAAUAUCCCUCGCUGAAAUAGACGACAGAAACAACAUCAACAACAACAACAACAGAGGGGAAAAAAGACUUGUGACGAAUCAUUUCACUCCACGGAAGGGACGGACUACAGCAACAACAAGAUUUCGUGUAAAGGAAAGGAAAGAAAUACAUCGAAGAUCAAUAUGAGCUGCCUCGUCUUGCGAAACGCGCUGGCAUGCGUGCUGCUGCUGAUGCUGUGGGAAGGUCCAUUCGCUGUGGUGGCGGCGGAGUACAGCAGUUUGGUGCCCGACAACAUCACCGUGCUGGAAGGGGAGAACGUCACCUUGAGGUGUAAGAUCGACUUUGAGGCGACACACAAGGCAUGGCUGUACCGCUCGGUCAUCCUGUUUGCGGGCGAGGACAAGUGGACGCUGGACCCGCGCAUGACGCUGCUGACCAACAACGACAGCGAGUACACCAUGACCAUCGAGAGCAUCACGGUGGCCGACGAGGGCCUCUACCUCUGCAGCCUGCAGGCCGGCAAAAAGGCCCGGCCCUCGCUCGUCUACCUCAUCGUGCAAGUGCCCGCCAGGAUCACCAACAUCUCUCAGGACGUGUCGGUGAACGAGGGGGAGAACGUGAACCUCUUCUGUCUGGCAGAGGGCCGCCCCGAACCCACCGUCACCUGGAGGACCUCCAAAAACGGCCUGUUGAGUGAGGGGGAGUUCGUGGACAUCACGGAGAUCAAGCGUCACCAGGCGGAGGACUUCGAGUGCAUCACCAGCAAUGGGGUCCUGCAGCCGGACGUCCGGAGGGUCAAAGUCGUCGUCAACUAUCCUCCGAUGAUUACGGAUGUGAAGAGCCUGAACUCGGCCCAGCCGGGGAAGACCGCCCUGCUGCGCUGUGAGGCCAUGGCCGUGCCCACCGCCACCUUCGAGUGGUACAAGGACGACCACAGACCUGUAGAGAGUGACAGCACCCUGCGGAUCAAGAACGAGAAGACGCGCUCGUUGCUGCUCUUCACCAACGUGACGGAGAAGCACUACGGCAACUACACCUGCUUCGCCAUCAACCGCCUGGGAACCUCCAACGCCAGCAUGCUGCUACUGAGUGAGGCCCCCGACCAGUUCGAUCAUCAACCCCACCCCAACCCAGACCCUAAGAACCCAAACCCAUGAUCCGAUAAGGACCCAUCAUCCCCAUCCCA